CUUCAAUACGCACCCGCAGGCAAAAAGCAGGCGGUCGGCGGCGGGUGUUGUCGUUGAACACUGUUUAUUGUCAUUGAUGUGUGUUUAUAUUUUGAAUGUCUCCAUGAUGUUAUCAUAUGUUUAAUGACCAUACACGCAAUGAUCGCCAAUGGCCUCCCGUAACAAGUUCGUAGAAACGCAAAACCCAUAAAAUCGUCGUUUCUUGACUGUCACAAGGAAUCUGUCAGCAUGGAACGAGGAAAAGGGAUGUCUGGUCGGGGCGGCAAAGGCAAACCUAAUUACAACUACCCUGUUAACGUGUUUGCUCUUGGCUCUAAAGCACCAUCAAGAGUAGAUUCAGGAGACUCCAAGCGCCCAUCUCAACCGCAUCCUAAACCUGGAUCUAGUCAUGGUUUGCCAGGACCUACUGACAGGAAAAGAGAAGCUGCACCUUCUAGUAUGUCCAUGUUGGCAAAAAAACCCAAAAUAGUUCCAAGCGUUGGUGCAAUUCAUAGAGGUGGUGCUGGCCCUGGUCCUUCAGUUAGUGCUCCUCUGAUUCCGGGAGCUGAUGUGUGGGAAACAAUCGCCAUUGAUACAGAAGCUUCUGAACUUGUAGCAGAAGUCCUAAAAUCUAAUGAUUUAGGACAAACAGAUAAAGUGGUUGGACAGAUAUGUGGUGCCUUAAGGGCAAUCAAAAUUCAAAGGGGAAAACUGGAUCCUUGCCUCUAUUUGAGUCUACUUUACUUGGGAAAAAUUCGUCCAUCACUAAUGGCUAUUGAACCAGUACCACAAGCAUUGUGCUCACUGUUACGGAGAGAUGUUACCUUAGGAAUGAAAAACAAAAGCAACCCUUUAGUUCCCAUUUUAGUGACAGGGCUGUUAAUGCGAGCAUUCAAUGAGAAUAAGCAUUGGCCUGACACCUUUGUAAAACUUUACAUUGAAGAUGCAGUGAAUGAGCGGGUGUGGGUUGAUAUGGAGGAAUGCAAAGGAUUUGUAGAUAAUGUUGUCACAGCAUUCAAUACCAAACACCCAACUAAAUCUCAGCUGCCUCCAGAUUUGGGUCUAGUUCCACCUAAUGUAGCUGGAUUGAGCAGUACAUGUUCAUCUCCCUCUUCGGCUAUGGGUGAUGAUGAUGACAUAAAGGAUAUAAAAGAAGAGCUUGGUUUGAACAUCACCGACAACAAGCAUGAAUUUCCUGUCAUGCCAAGAUACAAUGGCUCGUAUGAUGUUGUGGAAUCUAUUGUCACAGAAGCUAUCAAAGAACAAUUACUUCGACGCCAACCUCCAGAAAACACCACUAGAAAUUUUUUGAGAAUGUUAUCUGCAACUUGUGGUCUUGUGGAAGUUAGACUUAAUGCAACACAGCGGCUUGAAAUGUGGCUCCAGAAUCCUAAGUUGACAAGACCAGCUCAAGAGCUGCUUAUGUAUGUUUGUGUUAAUUGCAGCACUCAUACUCAACGUGAUAUUGAAGUCAUGAGUAAUAUCAUAAAGAUAAGGCUAAAGACCAAAGCACUCAUAAAUUUUUAUCUGUCAAGCAUUAAAGAACUUGUUAAUGCAAACCCUGAGAAUUUAAGUUCUCUCAUGAAGCACACUGUCUACAAUGAAUUAUCAAAUGCUCGUAAUUCAAAUAACAUGGCUGUAAUCACAACAAUGUUUCAAAUCUCCCCAGAAAAUGCUCCCAUUUUAUUAGCGCAUGUACUUCAGGAAAUUCUUAUGAAUAGGGAGGACUUCCACCGAGCUCUAAGAGGAUUCUUACGUGAACUAACUCGUAAUUUAAGACACGAUUUAGAUAUCAAUUCAUUUUGUCGAGCCCUUAUGUCUGACGCUCCUGAGCACAAAACCACUUUCCGAGACUUUGACUUUAAGGAACGCAUGUAUGUGGUCAUUGUAGAUCUUGUUUGUCUGUGUGUUUUUCUUGCAAUCUCGCCAUCUGUUAAAGAGGCGGCUAGCCAUGUAGCCAAGGGUGACAAAAAAGACAUAGGAAUCUAUCAGAACUUCCAAAUGACUAUUGCAAAAAUUCAGCAGGAUGCAAUGUGGUGGCAUCAUGAAAUUGUGCUUCGUUUGUACAGACCAACUCAACUUGAAUAUGUUCUUGGUAUUCACAAGAUCAUGUUUAUGGGUCAAGCUGAACACUAUUAUAAAGUUGACAACUGGCCUCAAGAAGCUGAUCGCCUUAGCCUGCUACGUUUGGCAUCUGAAAUUCCCCUUCUUCAACACACAUUGAUGCGAAUCCUUUUAAUAGGUCUCUCUAAGGAUCAUCCAAUUAGUCCUCAAGAGACAAUGGAUCUAUCAGAUCAAUUGCUGAAAAGAGCCUCAGGUCUUAGCUCUGAAGGAAGCAAUAUGCUUGAGGCUAAUAAGGUGGAAAUAAUUGAUCUGAUUUUCAACCUGAGCACUUAUCAUUACCCAGAAAAUAUAAUUUUGCCAAAAGGGUACACACCUCCUCAACUAGCCAUUUCUAAUGUUUAUUGGAAGGCUUGGAUUAUGUUAUUAUUACUUGCCACACACAACCCUACAACUUUUGGAAGAGUUGCAUGGGAGAAGUACCCUACUCUAAGGGCAUUUAUGGAAAUGUGUAUUACUAAUCAUUUUGUUUAUCCUCCUCCUUCCUUGGGUGAACAUGGAGAUGAACUUAGAGCAAGAGAAUUCCAGCUUGUCCAAUUGGAAAAGCAGCAAAUUUUAGAAUUUGAGUCCCAUCUUGCCGCUCAGUCAACCAAAGUUACUAUCACUGAGCACACUAGUCUACUCCUAUCACAACUUAUCACGAUGGACCCGUCCGGUCAUCCGCGAAGGCCUCCUCAAUUAGUCUUGGAUCAGCUGCGCUCUCUCAAUGAAUCUCACCGGAUGGGCCACCGUCUGUGUCGCUGCCGAAGUCCAGACUUCUUAGUUGACAUUAUACAAAGACAAGGUGCCUCUCAUUCCAUGCCAUGGUUGGCUGAUUUGGUUGAGAGUUCUGAGGGCGCCUUGAGCCACCUUCCAGUGCAAUGCUUGUGUGAGUUUCUUUUAAGUUCAACAGUCGACAAACAAAACAAACAGCAGCAACUUAUUAGCCAUUUAAGGUCUGUACUAAUGGAUCCAAACCAGGAUCCAAAUGCCCCUUGUGAAGUUUUGGAAUAUUUUUUGCGUCGUCUGCAUUCCAUGCAGUCAGCUAGCCGCCUGCAGGCUAUCAAGGGAUUGCAACUUGUUAUGUCACCUUUAGAAGAUGAGGCAUUAGUAAUGGAUGUUGAUGGGAUAGAUCGAGAACAUUCAUGGCUGUUACGUCAUUUGCCUCAGAUACCUCAUUUUGAGUUAGCUCGACCGCAGGUUGUUCAAGCUCUACGUGCAGCAUGCCAAGUGGAAAAUGAAACCAUUCUUGUUGGAGCUUACAUUCAUUUCCUAUCUCAGUACGCUAUAGAUGACAGCCUACCAUUAAUGACAGAUUUAACUCUUGAUAUGGCAACAUUAAUUGUUGAAAGAUGCACCAUAAUGUCUGCAUUAGUUCCUUUUAAAGGGUCACGUAAUAAUGAGACCCUAAUAAAUUUAAUGAAAAUAUUCCAUAAGUAUCUUGCAAAGGCAAGGGAACCAAGAAGAGAACCACCAGCCGCAUGGUCAGAGAGCCAAGAUAUCUUAGUAACUUGGAGCAAUGGUGUUGAAUCUACAAUGCACAUCCUUGUAGUCCAUGCAAUGGUGAUUUUAUUAUCAUUUGGACCAUGCAGUGACAGAUCCACUUUUGAUGAGCUCUUAGAAGCUUGGUUUCCCAAGAAUGGCCAGUACCCAAAGGCAUACCUUAUUGAUACAUCAGAAGAAGCUCUUUUGUAUCCAGAUUGGCUAAAGCUUAGAAUGAUUCGGUCAGAAGUCGAAGUUCUUGUUGAAGCUGCUCUUGGUGACUUAGAACCAAGGGAUCUAGUUCUUUUCAUUCAGUCAUUUGGUAUUCCUGUGGAAUCAAUGAGCAAGCUGCUUGCUGCUUUGGACUCAUGUGUUCUUCUUGAUGACGCUGCAGUUGCAACAGCAGUUAUAGAUAAAGUAUAUAUGGCACAGCUUGUUGCUGUGCAGCGACAAAGAGGUGCGACUGCUGGUCACAUGUUUGUUCAAGUUCUUCAGUUACAUGAGCCUGUGUUACCAGUGGCCUUAGAACCUCCAACCACAAGUCGUCAGAAUAUUUUUCCUAUUGGAUCACCAGUUGCAGUUGGGCGUCAGCUAUUGCAGCCACAGGACGUUCGUUCCCGCUUAGAUGAAAUCUUUUUGGCACAAGUUGAUCGCUCCGUGAAAGUUUCUUCGUGCAAAUUGUUGCAGUUGACUCUUGCUGUUGAACUUGAGCAAAGCCCAGCUGAAGGCAGAGUUUUGGCAGCUACUGCUGAAUACUUUCAUUCAGCAUUUGCUUCAACUGUGGCAACAUAUCUGAUAUCUUCCCUGUUUGCAGCACCUCAAUUAUCUUGUCCUCUCUUUCGUAUCAUAACGGCCAACAAGAAUGUUGCUGACUAUCCUCCAGCUAUUCUGCAGCAGUUUUUACAUAUUGCUAAAGCUAUGCUGCAAAAUGAAUUACCUCCAAAAUCUCCAUUAACAGCUAUUCUAAAGCAUUUUGUUCAAAAAUAUGACAAUGGAGUGUCCAAUGUUGUUGUACCUUUAGGUGCUAACAAAUCUGUUGUGAAAAAAGAAUGCCAGACAACAAAAGAUAUUGUACAGUCUGUCACAUGCGCUCUCAUUUCCAAAUCACCAUCAGAUUCUAUAAACACGGGCUUACUUAUAGACAAACUAGUGUCCAUGGAACCAGAGCUUAUAGGAUCUUGUCCCAAGCUUCAGUUGCAACUUUUGUUUGGACGUUCAACAACAACAAUGUCCUGCCGUCCCUACCUAUUGACACUUCUCAUUCACAGAGCUAGUUGGGCUACAUUACAUAGAGUGGUUAAGCAUCUGCUUUCAUCUGCUGAGCCUGAGUAUGAGCCUACAGCUGUUUUAGAUUUCCUCUGGGCUCUUACAAGUAACCCUAAGCUAUGGCAAGGGAGAGAAAAGAAUACUCCCAAACACGCCAUACCGGAGAAUGUACUUUGUCUUUCUGUCAUUCAGCUACAAAGUGUUGUCACUUACAUUGUUGAAGAGGCUGCCCAAGACAGUGGCGAUUCUCUUGAAUCUCGCCUCCCUUUGCUUCUUCAGUGCACUGAGGAGAAUGUAGAACUUGUUGCCCGAAUUGUAAAACAUUUACUGAAUAUUGCCACAAAUGAUGCAUUCAAAGGUGUCAAAUCGGACAUGGCACAUCAGUUCCUCCUGAGAUUAUACUUUAAAAUACCAGGUCUGAUCAAAUACCUUGUGGAUAUUGAGACAGACAAAUUCCUUGAGAAAGCUUCAGCUACAGAAAAUGCAACCAGUGUCUUAGAUCGUAUGUCCCACCUACUCCUAACUGCACUUGCUGCCACUCCCAUGGGAAAAGAAGCACCUCGUAGGUCUCAAGAGUUUGAGCUUGCUGCCCGCAAAAUGGCCUCAGUUCAUCCUGCUCUAGUGCUUAGGCAACUACCCAUGGUAGCAUCCUCUUUACGAGGACGCGCUCUUCUGGACUACCAUGUUUUCCGAAAUAGAAAUCAUCUGGCCUAUUUUCAACACAUUUUGGGUAUUCUUGAGUUGCUCCAACCAUAUCUAUUUCAUAGGCAGCAUUCAUGUGCCCUACAUGACACUCUUGAUUCCUAUUUCUCUCUUUUUCGGAACUAUGGAAUGACUAAAGAUAUCAGCCAGAUAUUAAAUAGAACUAUUACUCUAAUGUUGGCAUAUGUCUCUCAUGAUGCUACCCUAGCUGUAAGGUACCUUCAAACUCAUGCCAAUCUACUAAGGGAGUUGCAGCACAGACAGCCUCAGUUGAGUAGUUUGUGUGUUCUAAUAUCAGGAGUUUCAAUGCCUCGAGAAUCUAUUGAGGAAUCAAGUAUUGAUGGGGGUGAAAAGGAGUCUGACGGCGAGGUAUUAGUUCCCGUGGCAGCUCCUCCUAUACAACAGGAAGUGGACUGGAGACCAUUACUUCAACGUCUUGAGCAGGCUGAGGGGGAGGAAGUCACUUCAGCUCUACAAGAUGUAGAAAGCGCAUCUUACCGCCAACCUGGAAUUUUGAGAAAUUUUGUGGAGCCAAUCGGUGCUCUUCUAUUAUCUCCCUCCAGUAUAAUAAGAAAUCUAUCACAUACCCUAUUGGCAAGAUUCUGGAAGCAUGAUCCAUCAGCUGCUGCUGGGGGAUCAGCCUUACGUCUCAUCUCUAAAUGUUUAGACAGUAAUCAACCUGAAGUAGUACAAACAGCCAUGGACCGUCUGCCAGAUGUUGUCCUGUCUAUUCAAGAGGAUGCUGUUCCCCUCCUCCAGAAAGUUUUUGCCCUGGGUAUGUGCUCAAACAUUAACACUAUGCAGUACUUGUCGAAGGCCUUAAGCCUUCUAAAUAUCCAGUCAGGGUCAUGACAAAAAAUAGUCAGACCUUGUGUUUGUCCUGCACUGUCUAUCGAGCUAGGAUAAAUAAUAUUUUGUUUUGCUGUUCAUUAUUGUAUAUAUGUACAUUUUAGAUGUCUACAUAGUUAUUUCAAAUAAAUGGUCCUAUUUUGA
Messenger RNA from Frankliniella occidentalis (western flower thrips), 6522 nucleotides. It is a transcript of the gene IntS1, whose product is annotated as integrator complex subunit 1. The transcript has 25 exons. Lineage: Eukaryota; Metazoa; Arthropoda; Insecta; Thysanoptera; Thripidae. Gene Ontology annotation, biological process: U2 snRNA 3'-end processing. Bases 229 to 6381 code for a protein of 2050 amino acids. Gene Ontology annotation, cellular component: integrator complex. The record is from RefSeq and is a predicted model, not a curated record.